GGGGGAGUCCGCUUUGAAGAGCGAUGGACGGUUCCUCAUCAACGUCCACCAACGAGGAGAGCGACAAAAAUCAGCGAGAGGAUGCCAAGGCAGAUCUUGCGACUGCAGAUACUGAUGCACGGCAGAAGCAAGGCACAGAGGCCACCAGCAGCAUCAGACGGCUGGAGCAUGUGACGACGGAUCUUAUCGAGGACGAGGCUCUGAAAUGGAUGGUUCUGCUUCUCCGCAUCACCUUCCUCGUCCCACACACACGAGCGGAGCGGGUCGUUGCCGCUGUGGCCAUGCUGGUCCCCUGGCUGUCGGCCGUGCAGCAGCUGCUCUUUCUGGUGGACCUUGAUGCUGUCGAGGCCAACGACGACCGGGCCGUGCUGCUGACCAACAGCGCCCUCUGGCACGUGCUCACGGGCUGCGUCCGGCUGUGGCUGCUGCUGUGCGUGCCCAAGCAGAAGCUGUGCAAGCUGUUCAAAUGCCUGCUGAGGUCAUCCUACUGGCACAUGAAGCCCCCACCAGCAGUGGCUUUCUCCACCGAGCGGCUCAACAGGACCGCCAAGAUCUGGUCGAUUGUGUGCUUCUGCACCGGCGUCCUCAACUGGGCUCUUCUCUUCUUCGGCUACUUUAUCGGGGCUGAGAUACGACUGGUCAUCAACUACCCCUACGCUCAGCCCGACGGGCAGGGGUGGACCAUUCAGGAAGAGGAACCGGGCAUCUACUGGUGGGCGGUGCUGCAGCUGGUGCUUCAGGGGUUGUGCUCUUUCGCGUGGAUCGUGCCCUUGCUGCCCUACUCCCUGGCCGUUGGGCUGCUGCACGAGCGAUUCAGGCACUUUGGUAUGGCCCUUGACCACCUGAUUCCGGCCCUCGGCAACUCGAACGAGUUGCUGGGAGUGCAUCGAGACACUGACAGUGACGGGCAGCCGACGGGCAAGGUGCCGUCGCUGGCGCAGCUGACCGUGGCGCAUCGGCAGCUGUGCCAGGCGGUGCUGGUGGUCGACAGGAUCUUCCGUCCCUUCGUGGCUACCUGGUUCAGUGUUAACUCGGCCCUGACCAUCUUCCUGAUCUAUAGGAUUGUUUUCUUCCGGGAGGGGGCGUCCUCCACCCUCAUGGGGUCCUUCUUCUUCUGGCUCCUCACCGGCCUCUUGCUGCAGGCAAGCUGAAAGACACAUACGCGCAUCGCAUCCACCCACCACACAUUUGACAUCGGUACCUACCUUGCCUUGCGUUGCUGCGUCCGGUCCGCGUGUGUGCGCAGGGCAUUGUGGGGUACAAGGCUGCGAAGAUCUACGCCUGGCACGACCACCUGCUGUCCAAGUGUCUGCAGAUACAGCUGCCCCCUGACCAGCACACUAACGCCCCGCCACCCACCCCACCGCCCCUUGCCGCCCCUCUCACAUCGAGACAGUCAUCGCGCAAGCCGCUGCUGCUCCUGCGGAGUCACUCGCUGGACACAUCCAUCGCACCGAUGUGUGAAGAGGCGCUAGCACAGAGCACACACAUCGUGACGCGUCGUGAAGAGACAUCAGAGUCUGGGGUGCAGCGGGAGCUGGAGCUGCUGAGGUUCGCUCACCAAGUGAGCAACCUACGCCCUGGUCUGACGGUGGGAGGUGCGGUGCUGCUCAACUGGCAGCUGAUUGGGACUGCGGCGAGUGUGGUUGCGUCUGUGUUUGUGUUCCUCUACGAGACGAGGAAGGGCAACACAGAGACAGAAUGAGGGAGGGAGGGGGUGAGGGAUUGUACGUAAGCUACCUGCGGGCUGUUUCGAUGCGUUUAUGGACAUAUAUGGGCAGGGGUAAGUGUAGUGUAGGAGACUCGUACGGUAGCUAAUAUCGUGCCCUCACUGCUGCAGAGUUGCAGAUAGAUAGAGGUUUUGCAUUGACUGACGUCGCUUUUGCCUUCGUUCGUUGGUGUGUGUGUUUGUCACACGACAUGUAGUGAGUGUGUAUGAUGGACGUUGAUUCAUUAUAUAUUGUCAAGUGGCC
Vitrella brassicaformis is the source of this 1973-nucleotide messenger RNA. The record is from the annotation of a GenBank genome assembly. Lineage: Eukaryota; Vitrellaceae.